Messenger RNA from Ostertagia ostertagi, 570 nucleotides. The record is from the annotation of a GenBank genome assembly. NCBI's taxonomy places the organism in Eukaryota, Metazoa, Nematoda, Chromadorea, Rhabditida, Trichostrongylidae.
AUGGCUGGCAAUGACUGGCCGCCAUGGGAACGUUUCAAUGAUUGGGUGCAUUCGAUCUGUGUGUGGUCACAUUCGAUUUGGAGUUGGGACAGGCUCUUGAGAUUUUCUAGUGUUGUGAUCUACCCAGGUGACGCAGUUCUGAGCACGCAAGAAAAGACGAAUAUCUGCUACUUGGCAUUCCCGGACUCGAACAGUGGUAAUACCAAGGACACGAAUUUCCAUUUCCGCAUAAGAAGAGGAACGACUGAAAUCACUUCCUCUCAAAGGACACUCUUAGAGUGCUCUUCCCAUGCGGCUUCAUUUGAUCCCAGCUAUCUUUAUGGAUUUGUGCAUUUUCGACAGCAAAAAGAUGCUUCCAUUCAUCGUGGAUACUAUCAGAAGAGCCUUGUGUUGAUCACGAUUCUACCUUUCUUCAAUCUUUUCUCUCUAGUUAUCGAGAGAAUCGCUUUGCAGUUCUUCGAAAACGGAGAGCCUGCUAUUGAAGCUGGUAGGUUAUCUUUCACAGCUUUCCUUCUAUUCAUUCCAGCUAUCUCAUUUGUGUUCUUUCUUGCUAAAUCGGUUCAAUUAUAA